UCUCUUUUUGCUUCCUUCCCAAAGUCAAAAGACGCGUUGAGAAACUCAGGGCGGACCUUAAGAACGUACAGGAGAAUAUAAGCACCAUGUUCGACCAGGAGAUCCUGCGCCUGCCCACCGCCCUCAGAGAGAUGAACUGGAUCAGCUACUGCGCCCUCGGAGAAGACCCGGCAGUCCUAGAGCAGCUUGCCUUGGAGGGAACGGACGUCCAGGAAAUCAACGAGAUGGCCUCCAAGGCUUUGCGGACCCCCGUCCGAACUGUCCGAAAAGCUGCAAAGGCCAAGCUGCCCAUCGAGAGCAUAGAGGAGGAGGCGGAGGGCCCCGUCCUGCCCUUGAGGAAGAGGUCCCGGCAGGAGGACGAGGCCCCGAUCCCCCUCCCUCCGGAGCAGAAGCCGCCCACGGGAAAGCGGUCGACACGGAAGCCCCCCACGGCCAGGAAGUGCCGCCCACCCUCCUCCCGCCUGAACCAAAGGGCCAGCAAAGGCAAGCUGACCACACCGGUGUCAUCCAACGGACGCAGUGCUGCCACCACCACCCUGGGUUUCGCCCCCAGGUUUGAUUCCAGCAUCUUCAAGACCCCCGGGCUGCGGGCCCCCGCCUCCCACGAACCCGUCUUCAGCUUCUCCGCCAACGGCAGCCCCUUGGCCGGCAGCAGCGAUGUCUUUGUCACUCUUCCCAUCGGCAAAGGGGAGAGCAUCCGUGUCAAGGCCAGCAACCUCACGGAGAAGGACCUCCUGCGCCUGAACCCGUCUGCUCUCGGGAGCAUGAAGAAGCUCUCGGCCCAGGUCCUGCGCUUGUGCAAGUAACACCGGCACCCAGCUGAAGACCAGCGGCCAUUUGGGACUUGUUUGGAGGGCCAUUGUUUUUUGGGGAGGGGGCCUUGGCCACCAGGCUCUCCUCUGCGUUGGGACUUGAACCAGGGGAGACAAUGGACAAAUGGAGGCCCCAGGCAUGGUUUUUUACUUGCAGGGCCCCAGAUGGGGACGGGCUGCGUCCCUCUAGACCUUCCUUUCCCACCAAGAAUAACAAGGGGCCACUCGGCCCUUCUUUCCCCCUCCCCAUGGUUGGUUGGUUGUUUGUCUGGCCUGACGGUUUCCCUUGUUUUGGUGGGGUGGGGGACCGCCCCCUCCCUCCUCCCCAUGGUUGGUUGUUUGUCUGGCCUGACGGUUUCCCUUGUUUUGGUGGGGUGGGGUGGGGGACCGCCCCCUCCCUCCUCCCCAUGGUUGGUUGUUUGUCUGGCCUGACGGUUUCCCUUGUUUUGGUGGGGUGGGGGACCGCCCCCUCCCUCCUCCCCAUGGUUGGUUGUUUGUCUGGCCUGACGGUUUCCCUUGUUUUGGUGGGGUGGGGGACCGCCCCCUCCCUCCUCCCCAUGGUUGGUUGUUUGUCUGGCCUGCCUGUUUCCCUUGUUUUAUUGUUUUGGUGCCUGUGCAUAGAAACACUCACUUUUAGCAAGUCUCCCGUUUGCCAUGUUUUUAGAACUGAAUGGGAAUUCCCUUAAUAAAGUGUUACUGUCAGAGUAA
Molecule: messenger RNA, 1520 nt
Organism: Anolis carolinensis (green anole)
Lineage: Eukaryota; Metazoa; Chordata; Lepidosauria; Squamata; Anolidae
Product: borealin-like
Exons: 9
Coding region: 87-806 (239 amino acids)
Biological process (GO): mitotic sister chromatid segregation
Cellular component (GO): chromosome passenger complex; chromosome, centromeric region; spindle midzone
Source: RefSeq, a predicted model, not a curated record